This is a messenger RNA of Cokeromyces recurvatus, 677 nucleotides long. RefSeq lists its product as uncharacterized. The record is from RefSeq and is a predicted model, not a curated record. The coding region runs from base 45 to 677 and encodes 210 amino acids. The transcript has a single exon. Lineage: Eukaryota; Fungi; Mucoromycota; Mucoromycetes; Mucorales; Mucoraceae.
CUGACCUGACCUGUCCUGACAAAAAAAAAAAAAAUAAAAUAAAAAUGCAGCGUAUUUUGUUUACACUAUUAUUUAUAACUAUCAGUAUUGCUGUCCAAGCUCAACAGCAAGCAACAAAUCCUGGAGGAUUGAUAUCUAUUCAGGAUGUCAUUACUUAUUUUCAAGAACAUGCAGCAAACGCUCCAGCUUCCUCUUCUAGCAAUCUCGCUCAAAACUUUUUAACUUGGAUAUCACAAAAACAAGAAACGAAUACUAAUCCUGUAGAAGCACAAGCUCCCAAUCCUGCAGAGGUACAAGCUCCUAAUCCUACAGUUGUUAAUCCUCCUCCACCUGUAGCUGCUCCCGUUGUUCCGGUCACAACAUUUUAUACUUCUCAAUUACCUACUCAAAACUUACCUCCUCCUCCACCACCACCUCCAUCCCCCACUACCGCUACUACAGGAGCACCCACUGAUACACGUCCUGUAACCACAGGUCAACCCACUACAACAGCUACCUCUAUGCUGUCUACCACCAUGACACGCAGUACUUCUAUUUCAAUGUCUCCUAGUAGAACAAUAAAUACGACCUCUACAACUACACCAACAAGAACAAAUAAUGCUAAUGUUUUACUUAAUAAUUAUCCUUUAACCUUUAUUACCUUGGGAUUAGUAUUUAUUUCUAUGAUUUAUCUUUAA